Messenger RNA from Python bivittatus (Burmese python), 1491 nucleotides. It is a transcript of the gene APOE, whose product is annotated as apolipoprotein E. NCBI's taxonomy places the organism in Eukaryota, Metazoa, Chordata, Lepidosauria, Squamata, Pythonidae. Gene Ontology annotation, molecular function: cholesterol transfer activity; phospholipid binding; phosphatidylcholine-sterol O-acyltransferase activator activity. The record is from RefSeq and is a predicted model, not a curated record. Gene Ontology annotation, cellular component: extracellular vesicle; high-density lipoprotein particle; extracellular region. Gene Ontology annotation, biological process: acylglycerol homeostasis; phospholipid efflux; cholesterol metabolic process.
GCCCCUGGCGCCACCCUGGCAAACUUCUUUGCUCCUCCAGCUGCUGACUCUGCCAGGCCCGCCUCUUCUCUCCACCCCUCCCAGCCGAGCCGGGUAUUUAAAAGUCUGCCGAGAGGGUCUUGCAGGACAAACUUUCCGGAGUCUGCAGAAGGGGAGGGACAGCUUGAUCAGCAUGAAGUUCUUUGCUCUGUUUUUCACAGCGGCGUUGCUGAGUGCCUCCUGGGCAAAUCCCUUCUUCCAAGAUGAGCCAAAAUCCAAAUGGGAGGAAACGGUGGACGUUUUUUGGGACUACGUCACCAAGGCUGGGAACGUGGCGGAUGAUGUCACUGCUCAGAUCAGGACAUCACAGAUCAGCAAGGAACUGGAUGGCCUCAUCACAGACACCGUAGCUGAGGUGGACCUCUACACAGAGAAUCUGCGUUCCAAGUUUGGCCCCUACACCCAAGAACUGCAGGAGCGCCUUAAGACCGAAGUGUCCACCCUCACCGGAAAACUGAAAAAUGACAUGGAGGAGACCAAGAGCAAGGUGAUCCAAUAUUGCCGAGAUGCCCGUUUGAUGUUUGACCAUAACCUGGAUACAGUGAAGUCCCAGUUCAACUUGUUCAUGCGCAAGCUGAAGAAACGCCUCACCAAGGACGCUGAGGAACUGCGCCAGAAGCUGGGGGACUACACGGCGGAGCUGCGGGCCAACGCUGACGAAAAGGUCAAUGCUUUCCAUCAGAACCUAGAGCCCUACAUCACCAACAUCCAUGAAAAGGGACAGGAGCGAUUCCAGGCCCUGAAGCAAGCCUUAGGAGAGCAAGGAAGAAUGGUCCAUGAGCAGCUCAGCAGCCGUGCUCAGGAGUUCCACAGCCAGGUCCAGGAGAAACUCGAGGAGUUGAAAAACACCUUUGAACAGGCCAUUGAGAACCUACGCCAGUGGUUCAACCCCACCACGGAAGAGGUCGCCUCCCAGUAACGGACCACGAUGGAGCAGAUCAAGCCGCUGCCGGCGUAAGCCAUUGGCCUGCACUUCCAGCAAAGCUCCUGCUACAUUUCCUUGAAAGCCGAGGAGACCUCAAAGCUUCAGUCCUCUUGGUUGGAUGGGUCUUGACAGGCCAGGCAUGUAUUAACCCAACCUUCCCAACUGGCUGAGAACCCCCCCAGAUGUGUCGCACGGCACCAACCAGAAUUGGGGUGGCAAGCCAACUCAUCUGGAGAGGACCAAGUGGGGGAAGACGGCACUAACCUCAUGCUGCUUUGCACAAGCACCCCCCAGCACUAAAAUGUCUACCCUUUCUGCUGGUUACCCCUUCCAAGUCCUGCGUUAGUAACUGUUGCACUUGUGAAUUAUUCCUAGGAAGGUCUUGGAAGGGUUCCUCAUCCCCUUUCCCCUUCCCCCAUAACAAUCUGUACCCCAGACCCUUCCCUUCAUCCUUUGACCACGAUCCCUCAGCUUGACGGGUGUUUUCCGUUUUGAUCUGUAACAAUAAAAUGUACUUUGGAUGUGUA